AUGGUCAACAACGCUACAGCAAUCGAGGCACUUCGAGGCGACUGCCCGCCGCCCUUCUUCGACCAGUCAAAAUUUGGAUUCGGCGGUUUUGUCGAUGGAAGAUUUUGUGCGCCUUAUGGGGCUAAUGGUGUUUGUUGCCUGCCAUGCCCACUGACAGAUUUUCUAUAUCCAGAUAGCUUCAACACUACCUACCAAGUAGCUGAAGCGCUCAAUGUAGUGGGGCUUUUCUGUCUGGUGUUCCUGUUAGUCUCAUACAUCUUCCUUCCAGCCGAAAAGACGCGCCGGCAUUAUCUCAGCUACUGUCUCAUCAUCGCCGCGAUAUUCAUGGCACUUGGCUUUGUAAUACCUUUUGGAGCCCAACCAGAACAGUGCUACGACGAGAUCACUCCCAAUGACAUGUACUCGAGUCUAACGUGCGCUUUCUCGGGAGCGUUUCUCAUCUCUGGUGGUCUAUCAAUGGCGGUUUGGAUCUUCAUUCGUGCUCUCUCCAUGCACCUCCAGAUCUGUUGGGAUGUUACUCCUGGGAAGAGAUUCUUCUACUGUGCACAAGGCUUGGGCUGGUCCGUUGCCGCUGCCUUCUUCACCAUCACCAUCACCAUCACCGGUGUCUCGUUCAGGUUCGGCGAUGUUUGCCACGUCAAUGCUGAGCAUUCGAUGAAAGACUUCUGGGGCCCUUUGCUGGCCAUUGCUGGAGCGGCAACAGUCAUCCAAAUUGGAACAUUCGUAUAUUGCAUCAAAGUCUACCUUCAGAACAUGUUUAGUGACGACAAGACCGAGACCCAAAGCAGCGCAGGCCUUCCCUCGUACACGACCAGCAUUCGGAACCGAUCUGCACGAGCAGUUUACCGGCGUGUACGCAAAGUGCUUUACCUCCAAUGGCGAGGCAUUACGAUCGUCGUCUUUAUCCUUGUAGACGUCAUCUUCUUCUCGAUUGUGUUCAUCUGGCUCAACUCGAUCACUCAGCAUGCUGCUGAUAACAUUGCGGACCUCGCCCCAUUCCUCCUGUGUUUGAUGAAAAAUGCCGACGAGCCGUCACCGUGCUUCCCUCUUGGUCAAGACCUUGCCAUUGACCAGUCUACUGUGACUGCGGUCUUGAUGAUGCUCUCAAUUGCUGGUAUACAAGCAUUCCUGUUGCUUUUCCGAUGGAGCAUGGUGACUGGAUGGCGUGACUUGGUCUUUGGCAACAAAAACCGCGAGUUCGUAUCUUUGGAUGCCAGGAACCCGACCGAAGACAUGCGUCAUUUCGAACUCAAAAAUUUCAACCACCAAUCACCUCCAAAUGCACACAUCACACCGGAGAUUGCUAGUUAUGUCAUGAAUAAUCCCCGGUUCGACACGCCCGAUCACUUUCAAAAAGACAUUCAGCACGAAUACAAGAGCCCAACGCUCAGCUUCUCUAUCCCAAGGACUCAAUCUCGAGCUACCCAUGUGGACUGGGACCCUAGGUCAUCCAUGGCAAGGGGAGGGCUUGGGCUACAUCCACCCGAUUAUGAUUCUAAAAUCUGA
This is a messenger RNA of Bipolaris oryzae ATCC 44560, 1506 nucleotides long. RefSeq lists its product as uncharacterized. The transcript is spliced from 5 exons. Gene Ontology annotation, cellular component: membrane. Gene Ontology annotation, biological process: cell surface receptor signaling pathway; G protein-coupled receptor signaling pathway. The record is from RefSeq and is a predicted model, not a curated record. NCBI's taxonomy places the organism in Eukaryota, Fungi, Ascomycota, Dothideomycetes, Pleosporales, Pleosporaceae. Gene Ontology annotation, molecular function: G protein-coupled receptor activity. Bases 1 to 1506 code for a protein of 501 amino acids.